This is a messenger RNA of Myiozetetes cayanensis, 7265 nucleotides long. RefSeq names its product ATPase H+ transporting accessory protein 1 (gene ATP6AP1). NCBI's taxonomy places the organism in Eukaryota, Metazoa, Chordata, Aves, Passeriformes, Tyrannidae. The record is from RefSeq and is a predicted model, not a curated record. The transcript is spliced from 10 exons. The coding region runs from base 5381 to 6757 and encodes 458 amino acids. Gene Ontology annotation, cellular component: proton-transporting V-type ATPase complex.
AACAUUCUGUCUAUAGUCUAAUAUACCUGUUGGGCAAAUUCUGUUAAUUCUUUGUCAGUCUUUAAUUAGAAAAAUAAUACUGUAGCACUGUAUUAAAUUUAUUUUUCUCAUCUUAAGUAUGUAAGGCAGAAAACCCCUUUAACCUUGAAUUCCAACAUGAGAACAGAAUAGUUAUACUCUUGCAAAUAUUGUUGCUUUGCCUUGCAAACAUUUGUGCAAAAGGAUAACUUUAAUUUUUUAGCUCAUCUGGAUGGACGUUAUUUUAUGCAAGAUCUUGAAAUAGUUGUUAAUCAUGCUUAUAAUUUGAAGUGCACAAUGCAGACUGUCUGGAACAUGCUUAUUUUUGAGGAGCUUAUGUUAUUUGAAUUUCCUCUGUAAUUAAAAGUUUAUGUUUUUGUUUGAUUAUAGUUGCAGAGAAAAAACAUGAUAUGGUGUAAAUUCAAAAAGUCCUACAGAAAGUUGCAAGGUUCUGCUUGAAACCUCUGUUGUAGAGGUGGUUUUGACCCAUUUUUUGCUCUGACAAAUAAAAGUGUUUAGGAAAAAGCAUUAACAUUUGCAAAGAGAAAUGAGCAUAUAUUUGGCAGCAAACAGCUGGAAGCUGUAUUAACUCCCUCAACAGAACAUGAACUGUAAAACCAGUACUGGACUGACCAGUGCAUUUUAACAUCAGUGGAGCCUUUCUAUUGAUUUUACCAUUAAUUUCAGAAUAAUUCUCCUGCAGUUGGCCUUGGCCCAUCGAUCCAGCCUGUACAAAUCCAUCUUCAGAACCUUCCUACCCUGUAGCAGAUCAGCACUCCCACCCAACUUGGUGUUGUCUGCAAACUGACUGAGGGUGCCCUCAAUCCCUCAUCUAGAUCAUCAAUAAAAACAUUAAACAGGACUGGCCACAGUGCUGAGCCUUGGGGAGCAGCACUUGUGACUGUCCACUGAGCGGAUCUAACUCCAUUCAUCACCAGUAUUUGGUAGGUCCUAACAGUGGCAGUGCCAUUGAAUCACACUGAGAAAGCUCUUGUAUAAAUAGUUAAAAUUUGUUUGUAAUUCUAGUGAAUUGGAUACCUGACUAAUAUUUAGGACAUGGCUGUCCACAAAAUAAGUGUCUACCUGUAUCAAUUGAAUAUUAAUGUCCUUCAAAUCAGUUUCAAAAAUGGCAUUUGAAUGCAUAGAAAUUGAAAGUUUUGGAGGAUACAAUGUAUGGAAAGAGAGCUGAGGCAAAAUGGAAAAUUAUUUUCAGUACUUCAGAUAUCUGAGUUCUCUUGCUAGGGCAAAGCCAAGUGAAGCCAACAUCAUUACAAUAGUAUAGCUUUUGUAAAAAUGUAUCAUAAUUGAAAUCACAAAAAAAUCCUUAAUGUUAGUUGUCUUUAAUUGCUAAUUUUGAUAAUUAUAAAUGCUUUAUUUAUUGUUACUGAAUUUAAAACCAAUGAUUUUUUUACCACUUUUGUCCAUACCAUUUAUAAUUGUAAUGCAUUUGAAAAGGAAUUAAUUUAAAACUUUUCUCCAAUAAUUGUUGUAUUGCUUCACCUGUUUAUGUAGCUUAUAUAUGAUAUUACAAUGGUACUGGACAAGUAUGAAGAAUGAAAGUGUUCUCUGUAUCAGACAAUAGAGAAUACUUGGGAAAGCUGACUGAAAAGAUCAGAGGCAGAGUAAAGAUACUACAGUUCUAGGAAAAGUCAUUGCAUUUUAUCAGAAAAAGAAAACUGUUCAGAUAAAGGGUCAGACCUGCCAAUUUCUAAUAGAACUGAUUAAAUUCUUUACAAGCACAGGUGAUCAUCUUUGCUUGAAUUUCAGAGAGUUACUCACAAGGUGGUUUUGGGAUCUGCUGGUAAAAAGGCCUCUGCUUUGCAGCAUAGAUACUUCCAGGAUAAUGAGAACAAAUGACUGCGAAGUGUCAGUGCCUCUUCAGAGGAGAAGAGACUGUGAGGUGAAAUUCUAACCUUCUCCAUUCACUUUGAUAAGUGGCUGAAGUGAUAAGCUUAUCAAGUCUCUUAAAUUAUAGUUUAGAAGUUGAGCUCAGGAGGAAUUCACAGUCCUGAAACCCUCCUGAAAGGCUGGUGAGAAAUGCUGUGUUAGAUUCAGUUCUGUCCUGGACAAAGACUCUCCCUCCCAGGUAAAGGGGAUUGGCCCAUAAGAUCUGUAUUGCUGCUUCUGCACUAGAAGAGAUAUCAGGCCCAUCAACACCUACUGUUUUCCUCACAGGACUCUUGUGAGCAAGAGUUUUGGAACAUGGAGCAAAAUUUGCCUUCAACCCACUUCCAACACCACUGGCAAUCCAUUCCCAGAUGGAAAAAUGCUAGCUUUUUUCCCACAGGCACAAGUGAGAAAUAGGGUAAUUUGCAAGGAAACACAUGCAUUUUGCCUUCCCACUCCAAGAGGAAAAUCCAUGCUUUUUCCAGGAUGUAAAUCUCCCUAUUUAUGUCUCAAAGGAAGAAGAACUCGGAGAAAUUGUUUCCCCUACCUACUUCCCCUAAAAAGAUGUUCCAAUGAACAAAAUAUUAGUUGCCUUCUUAGAUAAUAAUUUAUUUUAAACAGUGAUAAAGCAGGAUUAUAAAUUAAAUAUGUCAGGGUAGCACAAAGUUGCUGACUCCAAUUUGGCAUAUAGAAAAUAAUUUUUCAAUAGGAAAUUAUACUAAUAGUAAAUGAGAUUAAAAACAAAAAAAUCAUCCAAAUCUUGGAUUCUUUUAAGCAUUACUGAUUUUUUAAAGAGCCUAAAUUUGAAUAAGUGUAUUCUCUGAGCUGAGAGAAGAAGUUAUUUAAUAUGCUGCUGUUGUAUCAUGUUAACUCCCAAACUUAUUGCUUAAGGAUCAAAUUUGCAUGCAAAAUGGAUGGGACUUACUUUUGUCACCUGUGUAUGCACAGUUCUGAUGGCUUAUCUUGUACUGUCAGUUGUCCUUGUUACAAAAGUCAUCCCCUAUAGUCUGACGUACAGGACUUACCUUCAUCAUUUGCACAUCUUUUGGAAUCCAAAUUUUUGACAUUAAGGAAAAGUGGGUUUAAGUUCCUGCUCACAGUUAAAAGAACCACUGUCACCUAAUUUUAAUUAAAUGAACAAAAGUAAUAUUCUUAAAAUAUCUUUGCAAUAGGUAUAUUUUUUUCUUAUUGUUUAGCAAAAAAAAAACCAAAAAACAAAAAAAAAACCCCACAAAACCUUUAAGAGUGCAAAAAAAAAAGGAGAAAAUAUAAACAGAUACAUUUGCGAGGUAAAUUUACCAAGGGAGCAAAUUAAAAUCCCACUCAAUAGGUUCUCUUCAUUGCUUUUUUUCAAAGCUUUGUUCACUUCAGUUGUUCCUAAGCUGUGGUUUGUGAACAAAUACUAAAAAAGGAAGUCAGUUUGUUUUCGGUUAAGAGUUUGUUUGUAAGUAAUAUGGUAAUCUGAAAGAAAAAAAACAACUAGUUUUGUUUCAACAAGUUUUAAGAUUGUUUUUAUAAGGUAGAAUACGGAAAGUAUGCCCACCAACUGUGCAUCUCACCUGUGUGUGCUGGAAGCAUAAAACAGUGAAGAAAAUCCAAAGCUCACUAUGUGAUGACGAGGCCCACAGUGAUUAAAGCAUGUACAGAAAUUGGAUGGAGGUCUUGUGGUUUGUGUUGCCAUGGUGUUGGGGAGGAACAGGAAGCAGGGUAGAAACCACAUGUUCUCGUUCUUCUGCUUGUUGCCCAGAAAUAUUUUGUACAAACACAGUACACAGUUUUGGUCACGGCAGUAUAAGAUAUUAAGCUAUUAGAGAGUGUCCAGAGGAGGGCAAUGAAGAUGGUGAAGGGCUCUGAGGGGAAGCCCUAUGAGGAGAGUCUGAGGUCACCUGGUCUGUUCAGCCUGGAGAAGAGGAGAUUGUGGGGAGACCUCAUUGCAAUUACAACUUCCUCGUGAGGGGAAGAGGAGGGGCAGGCACUGAUCUCUUCUCUGUGGUGACCAGUGACAGGACCCAAGGGAAUGGCCUGAAGUUGUGUCAGGGGAGGUUUAGGUUGGAUAUUAGAAAAAGGUUCUUUACCCACAGGGUGGUUGGGUACUGAACAGGCUCCCAGGGGAAGGAAGUGGUCAUAGUACCAAACCUGACAGAGUUCAGGAAUUGUUUAGACAAUAGUCACAUGGUGUGACUCUUGGGGAACAAACACGAGCUUGUUAAAGGGAAGAGGUAGGAUUUCUAAUGUAUCUCCGAGGUGGAAAAAGAGGAAAAAGUGCAGUUAGAGAGAUGAAUUUUGUUUUAUCAACAUGGAAAAGAAAAGAAACAUGUAGAUAUUUGUUGUAUUGCUUCCCUCAAAAUUAUUAGUUUUGUCGCAGAAAUUUGAUUUCAGAUUGAACUGAUGAACAAAUUGCCUUAUACGAGACAACCGUACUGUAACAGUAUGCUUUGGGCUAGGGUAAGUGGAUUUAAUUGAUCCAGUUAUGUGUGCUCAGAUUCAGAAGUGCAUGUCUUCUGACAUCUCUUUGUGAAUUCUCGUACAAUUUUCAUUGUGGUUCCUUAUUUUUCCCUUAUCACAACCUGUUUUAAAAAACCUUAGAAUUUCUUUUGUGUAUGAUCUCUAACAUCCUAUUCUGAUGAUGACGUGCCCAGUGCCAAACAUGUGUCAAGACUGCUGCUGCCUAAUGUAGUCACGGGGUGUAGAAAUAGCUCAGUGUUAGGCAGGCGCAAAAAUGUGUGCCAGAGGAAUUUGCUUCCUGGCAUGAAGGAAUUCUCUGUGACUGUUUUGAUCUUGCAUGAGUCUUGUGAAAUACUGAAGUCGUGUCAGUUUCUGAAGUGAUUAUAGUUUGCCCCUGAUUUUAGAUAUUUUUGAUUUCUGGGAUAGCAUCCUCCAUGCAAUAGAUAGGUUAACAAUUCCAUAUUUCAGUGGAUACACUCUGAACAUGCCAUUUUCUCUCUCUCUUGCUUCUUGCUGGAAUCUGCAACGGGUGGAUUUGUUGCAGAUUUCAAACCUGUCAACACCCAAAUGUGUGACACCAGCUCUCAAUACAUGAGAAAGAACUAAGCUGAGGGACAUGAUAAUAUGUAACAGGGGAAGAUGAUGGAAGUUCUGCAGAAUACAUUCCGUGCAGUAGAGAAAACUUUAUAUAAACUCCAUUUUGAGUGCACAACUCUCUUAUCAGCCUGUGUAGGACAGGAGUUUGGACUUCAUGACUCUCCCUGGCAUUAGAGGAAACAGCCUAUGCUUUUACUGCAGAGAGUUUUAUGAGCUGCUUAAAUCACAAACCUGAGAGUAUUAAAAAUGUGUAACUCCCAAGUUCAAGUGAAGGAAGUUCAUGUUUUGAAAAUUCCCCCUGCUGUUAGAGAGCUGCGUCACCCAGCCGCCUGGCUGAAUCUGGAUAACAGCAACCCAACCGGGAAGUGCAGCUGUGCACACGCUCGGACUUUCUUUUGUGGCUGGCCAGUUCCGUGUGCACUUGCCUGGAGCCAUGGCACAGCUCUGCUCUGCUGCUCCAGCCCGGCUGCUGUUCACCCUUGCUGUGCUGUUCAAAAUGUCUCUGUCAGUGGACCAUGUGCCGAUGCUGCUUUGGUCAACUCAGAGAUCACAGUGGAAUCCAGACACUGCUAUGCACGAAGGACACAUUGUCUCAGCACAGGAGCUGAGAGUACUCUUGCAACCUCUUUUUACCCAGAACUCCAGAAACCUCGUCUUGUUCCUGCAAGAUAGGCUUAGCAUAGAUGAUUUCACAUACCUCACUGAAUCCUAUGGCAACAAGAAUCCAUUUCAAAAUGUUCAGGAAAUUCUUCAGUCUUCUCCUUCAUCUUUAGUUUUGCCAGCUGUUGACUGUGAGGCUACAAGGUAUCUUCUGAGCUUUCUUCAGGAGUCAGGAGAUUGGAAGUUAACAAACGUAACUAAUCUCAAUGUGUCUCAGCUGGAAGUGAAUGCAUCCGAAGGAAACUUACUGGUGGUUCAACUACAACCACUUGUCAGUGGUUUAAAAGAGAUUUCCACCCUAGAAGCAAUUGCUGAAAAUGACAAAAUAAUUGGAAGAGUGACCAUGGAUCUGCAGAAACGAGGGAUUAAUUUUUCAGUGAUUUAUACUGCAGUGAGACCUUCAAGGAUUUCUAGAAGAAACAAUGUGGUGGCAGAAUUGAGACGUCAGUUAAUGGCCACUGAGGAAGAAGAUGGUUUAUCAUAUCCUCCUCUGAAUAUGACCACUGGAAAUCGUACAUGCAUCCUUUUUUAUGCUAGUAAUUUCAGCCUCAAAGCCAACAGUUCAGUUUUUAUAGAUUUGACAAAUGCAACAUUUGUAACACAGAAUGUGGAUAUUUCUGACUCUGAGUGCUCAGACAGCAACACAACACUGUCGUUACAAUACACAAAUCCAGUGAGUGGAAUCAGCAGCCUUGAGAUAAGGUUUUUAAUGACCAACAAGUUCUAUGAAGGUUCAGCUAGACAAUGGUUCACUUUAGAUUCAGUUGAGAUCAUACAAGACGACGAAAAGUUUGCUAAAUUUAAUGUUUCUGACAUCUCUGCUCCUGCAGAGUAUUCAUUUCAUUGUCAGCUGGUGGGAACAAGCAAUCUCUAUCCUGCAAGGCUUGUUCCAGCCAACAAUGAGGCAAAAAAUUGGGAUAUUUUCAUUUCCAGGUUGCAGAUUCAAGGCUUCAACAUUGAAAACAACCAAUUUUCCUAUGCAAGUGACUGUACAGGCUUCUUCACUCCUGGAGUCUGGAUGGGCCUGGUAACAUCUGUAAUUUUACUGUGGAUCCUGACUUACGGAAUCCAUAUGAUCAUGCAGCUCACAACAAACAGCAGAUUUGAUGAUCCCAAAGGUCCAGCUCUGUCAGUUCCUCAGACAGAAUAACCCUGGACUGACUCAAUGGUGCUGUGUCUUUUCUUAGUCUGAUGUUUAUGAUUUUUAUAACCUUUCUACUUCAUAAUAUGUGUAACCUAAAAAGAUAACAUAGCAGAAAGAGAUAAUUAAACUACAUAUAAAAAUGAUUCCUAUGCCUGGAAACAAUAAUAAAUGUACUUUUUAUUGCCAUCAUUUGCUAACAGCUAUCUGUGUUAAGGUUUUUGUGAGGUUGUAGAGGUUAUUUUUCUCUCUGGCUAUUAGAAAGACCAUUAAAAAUUGCCUUCAGAUUAACUAUUAUUGGCAAAGAAAGGAUAUCAUGACAGAGAUAAUUGUGAAGGAUAAAUAACUUAUUUGAUGGGAAACUAUAUAUUGAAAAUACUGGUCUCUCUAAAGGCUCUUCAGUGAGUAUGUCAUGAUGAUGCUACAUCUUUAAAAGGUUGAACUAUGUCUUGUAAUUUUUUCUCUUGAGUAAACCAUCCAGAAAUGUACAGAACUAAUAAAGCUAUUAAGUCACUAA